GGAAAACUCGGAGGCCUUAGAGACAUCAUGUAUCUUCGCUGGGUUUUCGCUGUUAUUGUCUGCGCUGUGUGUGCAUUCAGUCCUAUUUCAUGCACUUAAAUGCAUAUAGGUAUUUCCCAACUUGCCAUCUUAGUCAUCGCAGAAAAAAAAUCAGUUACGAAUUACAAAUUAGUGGACAGCCGAUCAUCAUAAUAAAAUACUUGAAUCAUUUGAAUUUUAAUAACAUUGAGUGCAGACAAUAUUAUUUAGAUCAUUUAUGAUCCAAGACUUACAAAGAUGCGACGCAAUACAGUAUAGUAGGCAAUAAAAGCUUUAUUUUUACUCCCUCAAUCUAAAUUUGCAACGCGAUAAUAUUCAGGUUAUAUCAAAUAACACUUCAUGCAAUGAAUUAUUUUGUGAAACGAUAUUGAAAAGAUUGUUAUUUACACCUGUCAGUGCGUUACAUCACAUAAUAAAAUGUUGACGAAAAACGUUAGUGGAGCUUGUUUCAGUGACAAAAAGUCACUUCCCAUAGACACUGCUUGUUUCAGUGUUUUAAAUCAGAAUAAACAUCCUGUUACACUAUUUAGCAGCUUUUACGACUGUGUACUGUGUGAUGGAGAUCCAAUAGACAUUGCAGCCAAUGAAAAUUUAACAAUCCAAAUAUCUACAAAGUAUCCACUUCAAAUUCAUUGCAAUGAUAGCACAGCGACAAAUUCAUUUCAGGAAUGCAAUAAAACAUUUAGCUUCCAACAAAAUGGACGGUAUGGUUGGAAUAUAUCAGAAAAUGGGAAGUGUUCUGAAAUUUAUACUUUGUAUGAACCCUUCAAUCCAUAUUUGCCUCUUCUUGCUGCCUUAAUGGUUUAUUUUCUUGGAUUUUUGGUACUGUUCACAUCUAGAAUGAUCGUUAAUGUUGUCAAAACAUUUAUAACACGAUCAACAGAAGCUAAUGAUGAUUUAGACAGGUUACAAGAAACAGAAUCAAGUCCUCAACUACUUACAGUAUCUAAAACAAGUAUGAGGCAACAUGCUUUGGAUGCUUUUCGUGGUAUUGCUGUUCUAUUGAUGAUAUUUGUAAAUAAAGGAGGUGGAGAAUAUGUGUUUUUCAAUCAUGCUCCAUGGAAUGGCCUCACUGUUGCAGAUUUAGUUUUACCAUGGUUUGCCUGGUCAAUGGGUUUUACCAUCGUAAAGUCUGUUAGGAUUCACCUUAGAGUAUCAAUAUCUCGAACUAGGCUCAUAUUAAAGCAAUUUCGCAGAGCAGUUUUACUAAUUUUUUGUGGCUUACUUAUUAAUUCUCAACAUAAUUUUCUACAUAAGACUCCAUUGUCAGAGUUAAGAAUACCAGGUGUAUUGCAACUAUUGGCUUUUUCAUAUCUUAUUUGCUCUUUGGUUGAAACUUGUUGUGCUAGUGCACAAAGAACAUACCAGUUUAGACGAUUUGUAUUCUUGCAAGACAUUUUAGAAAGAUGGACCCAAUGGAUAGUUAUUCUUGUAAUAAUAAUAUUCCAUACUUGCAUAACAUUUUUACUGCAUGUUCCUGGUUGCCCAAGAGGAUACAUUGGACCAGGUGGAUAUCAUCAUCAUGGUGAAUACAUGAAUUGUACUGGUGGAGCUGCUGCUUACAUUGAUAAACUUAUAUUUGGUAAUCAUAUGUAUGCUAAGAAGACCAAUUUGAUUUAUGGACCUGUAUCUCCCCAUGAUCCAGAAGGAUUGAUCAAUUCAAUAUCUGCCACGCUUAUAGUUUUCAUGGGUGUUCAAGCUGGUAGAAUAUUUGUUACGUACUAUCAAUCUAAUGCAAGAAUUAUCAGAUGGGUUGCAUGGUUUAUAAUUACUGGACUCAUGGCUGGCAUUUUGUGCAAUUUCAGCAAAGAAAAUGGAGUUAUACCUGUGAAUAAAAAUAUGAUGUCAUUAUCAUUUGUACUAUGUACAUCAAGCUUUGCAUUUUUAUUAUUUGCAAUUUUAUAUUAUGUGAUUGAGUAUAAGAAAUGGUGGGAUGGAUCUCCAUUUAUUUAUGCUGGUGCCAAUCCAAUUUUAUUAUAUGUAGGUCAUUAUCUGACAUCAGGGCUAUUUCCAUUUGAAUGGAAUAUAAACGGAAUUCCUACUCAUACCUCUGUAUUGGCAAUGAAUUUAUGGACAACCACUUUGUGGACAGUAAUAGCUUAUAUUUUGUAUAAAAAAGAGAUUUUGAUAGCUAUAUAAGGUUUAACUACAAUUCAAUUAAAUUGGAAAAAUGUUGGUGUUACCUAAAAAAAGAAGCCUUGUAUUUUGAAAGAGAAAUUUUCUCAGUUGAUUGUGAUAAAAAUGUUUAAUUCAAAAAAGAAAUGAUUAUGUUCUAGUUUAUCGUUUGAGCCUAUAAUUUUCUUCAAAAGAUAGUCAUCAAUAAGUUUUUAUUUUUUAUUCACUGCUUCAUUAUAUUAUUAUGAAGCUUAUCAUAUUCUUUAUGAGAUUGAAUUCAAGCGUUCUUUACUUAUUAUUCACUGCUUUAUAUCAUAUACAAUGAAAAGAAUUAUUUUUAUAUUACCUGUUGAAUAUAACAAAAAUAGUUUUUGUAAUAAUAGUCAAAUAAAUAUAAA
This is a messenger RNA of Trichogramma pretiosum, 2552 nucleotides long. RefSeq names its product heparan-alpha-glucosaminide N-acetyltransferase. NCBI's taxonomy places the organism in Eukaryota, Metazoa, Arthropoda, Insecta, Hymenoptera, Trichogrammatidae. The transcript is spliced from 10 exons. Bases 457 to 2178 code for a protein of 573 amino acids. The record is from RefSeq and is a predicted model, not a curated record.